This is a messenger RNA of Paramecium primaurelia, 575 nucleotides long. The record is from the annotation of a GenBank genome assembly. Lineage: Eukaryota; Ciliophora; Oligohymenophorea; Peniculida; Parameciidae.
AAGAAAAAAAUCUUUUUAUCAUAAAUGUCUCAAAGACCUCCUGCACCAUCAAGUAAAAUAAUCUUUCUACUUUUUUAGAUCAACCUCCUCAACAACCAUAAGCACCAUAAUAUCAACCAUAACAACCAUAAUAUGCACCUUAAUUUGCUCCUUAAUAUGCUCCUCAAUAUGCACCUUAAUAUGCACCUGCCCCAUUAGCAACCUAUCCAACAUAAUAUGCUCCUGCAUAUGCUCCAGUUGCUCCAUUAACAUACAGUGUUGCUAGACCAGUUGCACCAGUUGUUGCUUAACCAGUUGUUGCUUAACCAGUUGUUUAAGCCCCAGUUUUACAAUAAUCAGUUAUUGCUUAACCAGUCGUUUAACAAUCUGUUCAUGUAACAAAAAAAUUCAAAUUUAAAUUAGGCAACAAUCAAAGGAGAAUCAAGAAUUGAAUAUGUCCCAUACUAAAAGGCUGUUAUGGAAUAUGAAGAACAGGAAGUCGUUCAAUAUGUCCCAAGAGAAAGAAAAGUCACAGAUUAUUAUGCAGUUGAAUAUUAAACAGAAUACGUCCCAUAAGUAUUCUAAGAGAAAUACAC